Messenger RNA from Lathyrus oleraceus (garden pea), 6895 nucleotides. Its product is annotated as sister chromatid cohesion 1 protein 4. The record is from RefSeq and is a predicted model, not a curated record. The coding region runs from base 514 to 6393 and encodes 1959 amino acids. The transcript has 16 exons. Gene Ontology annotation, molecular function: chromatin binding; protein binding. Gene Ontology annotation, cellular component: cohesin complex. Lineage: Eukaryota; Viridiplantae; Streptophyta; Magnoliopsida; Fabales; Fabaceae. Gene Ontology annotation, biological process: sister chromatid cohesion; replication-born double-strand break repair via sister chromatid exchange.
UUUUUUCGAAUAUAUAAAAUUAAAACCGAACCAAAUCUCGAUCGCACUCUUCACACAAAUCACUCUUAGUUUCGUUUCAAAUUUCAACUCAAAUUUUAAUUCCAUCGAUUUUCCCUCAAUUUUUUCUUCCAAUUCUUCGUUUUCUUCUCUACGAUUCUUCCUCAAUCCUCACGCCAGCUUGUAGUUAGGGUUUUUCUACUUUCCGCUUCGAAGUUACACUCCUUCACACUCUCGUUUUGUUUUUCUUCGAUCUACCAAUUAACCGGUUACUAACUAGUCUGUUCUGUUGAAUUUCUGAUUUUCCGUGAGGUUUCGUUUUUCCCACGGUUCUCGAGCUCUUUGGUGCUCGAUUUGGUUGGUUUCGGAGAAGGUGAAAUUAGGGUUUGUAAAGAGGGGUUUUACGAAUUAGCUAUGAUUUGUGUAGUUUUAGGCGUGCUUGUGGAUGGGGAUUGAAGUUUUAGCUGAAAUUGGUGUUGAUUUUGGAGAUAGGGAAUUUUUUGAGGUGAAGUGAAUAUGUUUUACUCUCAGUUUAUUUUGGCGAAGAAAGGUCCACUUGGGACAAUAUGGAUAGCUGCACAUUUAGAGAGGAAGCUCCGGAAGAAUCAGGUGGCGGAUACUGAUAUUGGCGUCUCUGUAGAUUCCAUUCUUUUUCCUGAAGUACCAAUUGCACUCCGUUUAUCCAGUCAUCUUCUGCUUGGUGUGGUAAGGAUAUAUUCCAGAAAGGUGAAUUACCUUUUCGAUGAUUGCAGUGAAGCCUUGCUUAAGGUAAAACAAGCUUUCCGCUCCACGGCAGUUGAUUUGCCACCAGAAGAGUCCACUGCACCUUACCAUUCCAUCACUUUACCUGAGACUUUUGAUCUUGAUGAUUUUGAACUACCAGAUAAUGACAUUUUUCAAGGCAACUAUGUUGAUCGCCAUGUCAGUACUAGGGAGCAGAUUACACUGCAAGAUACUUUAGACGGCAUGGCUUACAAAACAACACAGUUUGGAUUGGAUGAGCGCUUUGGAGAUGGUGAUGCCUCUCAAAUUGGUUUAGACCUUGAUGAGGUUAUGUUAAUAGACAAAGAUUCCACUUUGGAGCACAAUGACUUCAGUGCUAAUCCUCAAGUGUCUCGUCAAGAAGAUGAAAAGAAAGAGGAUGUGGUUACAACUUCUGAUAAAAUGCUAGUAGAAGACAGUGGAAGCAAGGUCAUGUUAAUAGACCAAGAUGCCAAUUUGGAACCUGAUGACUUAGGUGCUAAUUCUCAAAUUUCUCAUCACAAAGAUGAAAAGAAAGAGGAUGUGAUUGGAACUUCAAAUAGAAUGCAAGUAGAAGACAGUGGAAGCAAAAUUGAUUUGAGUGAUGGUUUUCCGACAUCUCCUGAAUUUCAUGAAUAUGCUCAAGGUUUAUCUACUUCUCCUGAAUUUCAUGACUAUGCUCAAGAUCCAUCCACUUCUCCGGAAUUUCAUAACUGUGCUCAAGAUCCAUCCGUGUCUCCUGAAUUUCAUGAAUAUGCUCAAGGUCCAUCUACUCCAGGACUCCAAGAGCCAAACUUAUUUGGUACUCAGUCGGAUCAGGUCAUUAAUGAAGCUGAUUUUCAUAAUUCAGCAGAUUUAUUAUCAAUGUAUUCAACGCAAAAUGAAUCCCGUGCUCAUCAAACUGAGAACAAUGUAAUUGGUUGCUCCUUGCAAAAUAAUGGGAAGCAUGUUGGUGUAGAUUUGCAUCAUGAGGCUAGUGACUGUGUUCUGGCUGAUGUGAAUAACAAAAGAGAGGAACAAGAACAUUUCACUCGUACAGUUGUGAUGAAGGAUCAAGGAAAUUUGAUACCUAAUAAUAAUUGCUUGGCAUCAGUACCCUUGAUGGACUCCUCCAAUGAAGACCACACGACCACCGUGUUACCAGAAUGUGCAGGUGGAUAUGUUGAUACUUCUGGUAUACUUGAAAAGGUGGAAAGGUUGCAUGAUGGAGUUCUGAUGAAUACUGAAUCAGUUAUGGCCAAUUUGAAUGAAACUGUUAAUGUUGUUUCUGGAGGCGUCAACAUCAAUGAUUCUGGUGUGUCUCCUAGCUGUUCUCAUGUUACAUCUGAUCAAGAGGGCCUCUCAUGUAAACUGUUGUCUAACAUGGAUGAAUCUCGUGGUUCUGAAUUUGGUGGUCAUUUGGCAGAUGUUACCACAUUGUUAAAGCACGGCGUUUCAAAUAAUAGUGAAGUUUCCAAGAAUGAGCAGCAACCCAGCGUGGCUUAUGAGGCUCAAGUAUCCAAUAUUGUAAGUCCUCUAGAGUCAUCUGGUAGACCUGAAGUUGUUGAUGUGGAAGCUCGUGCAUCUCAGGAACUGAAGGAAGCAGGUAUUUUAAACUUUGUAUCUCAUGAAGCUGAGCAGCCCACCCAGUCGCACCUUCGGCCAUGCACUUCCCGUGUAAACAAUCCUUCUCUGUUAUCUAUUGAAGGUGAAAAAUGUCAUGAAACUGAUGUUUCAGAUCCUGCUUUGGGUUAUCAUGGAACUGUAGAGCCAUCUGCUUGUGAAGGAAAGUUGGACUUGGGGCAAUCAGGCAUGCAAUUUGGGAGUCAGAUAAUAAGUAAUAAAAUGGGAAGUGUAAACACAUUUACUGCUUCUGACAUACCUGAGCCUGAAAGCAUGCUCUCCUUGGGGCAAUCAGGCAUGCAAUUUGGGAGUCAGAUUAUAAGUAAUAAAAUGGGAAGUGUAAACACAUUUACUGCUUCUGAUAUACCUGAGCCUGAAAAAAUGCUCUCCUUGGGGCAAUCAGGCAUGCAAUUUGGGAAUCAGAUGAUAAGUAAUAAAAUGGGAAGUGUAAACACAUUUACUGCUACUGACAUACCUGAGCCUGAAAAAAUGCUCUCCUUGGGACAAUCAGGCAUGCAAAUUGGGAAUCAGAUGAUAAGUAAUAAAAUGGGAAGUGUAAACACAUUUACUGCUACUGACAUACCUGAGCCUGAAAAAAUGCUCUCCUUGGGGCAAUCAGGCAUGCAAUUUGGGAAUCAGAUGAUAAGUAAUAAAAUGGGAAGUGUGAACACAUUUACUGCUACUGACAUACCUGAGCCUGAAAAAAUGCUCUCCUUGGGGCAAUCAGGCAUGCAAUUUGGGAAUCAGAUGAUAAGUCAUAAAAUGGGAAGUAUAAACACAUUUACUGCUACUGACAUACCUGCGCCUGAAAAAAUGCUCUCCUUGGGGCAAUCAGGCAUGCAAUUUGGGAGUCAGAUGAUAAGUAAUAAAAUGGGAAGUGCAAACCCAUUUACUGCUUCUGACAUACCUGCACCUGAAAAAAUGCUCUCCUUGGGGCAAUCAAGCAUGCAAUUUGGGAAUCAGAUGAUAAGUAAUAAAAUGGGAAGUGUAAACACAUUUACUGCUUCUAACAUACCUGAGCCUGAGAAAAUGCUCUCCUUGGGGCAAUCAAGCAUGCAAUUUGGGAAUCAGAUGAUAAGUAACAAAAUGGGAAGUGUAAACACAUUUACUGCCUCUGAGAUACCUGUGCCUGAAAAAAUGCUCUCCUUGGGUCAAUCAGACAUGCAAUAUGGGAGUCAGAUGAUAGGUAAUAAAAUGGGAAGUGUAAACGCAUUUACUGCCUCUGACAUACCUGCGCCUGAAAAAAUGCUCUCCUUGGGUCAAUCAGACAUGCAAUAUGGGAGUCAGAUGAUAGGUAAUAAAAUGGGAAGUGUAAACACAUUUACUGCUUCUAACAUACCUGAGCCUGAGAAAAUGCUCUCUUUGGCUUAUCCACAUUUUGGUGAGAUGAAUCAUUUGCUGCUGGAGUCUACUCCUGGCAAUCAGGUUAUAUCUGGAGGUCAUAGAGAUGUUGCAGCAGUAACAUCAAUAUCUGGUCAAAAGCGCAGCUACACAGAAAGUACUCUUACAUUGCAGAGCAUGGGUUUAGUUGAAUCAUAUGGUGGGGCUCAGUCCAGAAGAACUACCGGAUCCAUUCCGGAUGAUAAUGAUCUAUUGUCUUCAAUAUUAGCUGGCAGAAAAUCUUCAGCUUUAAAAGUUAAACCAAGUCCAGCAACCGCUGAAGUACCAACAGCAAAGCGGUUUCGUUCUACACCACGAACUAGUACCUUAAAGAGGAAGGUGCUUGUGGAUGAUACGAUGGUCUUGCACGGCGAUACAAUACGCCACCAAUUGAUAAGUACUGAAGAUAUUCGGCGUGUACGGAAAAAAGCUCCUUGCACAAGCGAUGAGAUUUUAAUGAUUCAGAGACAGGUUUUGGAGGAUAAAAUUUUCCAUAAACCAAUAUUUACAGAUUUGUCUGCUGAUUUGACUAUUCUGCAAAACGGGGCAUUUGAUCUGAGUGGAAUCAAGGUUUAUGAUUAUGGCUUAGAUGGUUUUUCCGUGGAAAAAGUAAACAAUCAACAGUCCUAUUCUAAAUCAAAUGCUGAGAUUCAUGUGGGGCAAGCACAUAAUGAGCCUAUGGCAGUCCAACCCCAAGAGGAGGCUGAAGAGUCUUAUUCUAAAACGAAUGUUGGGAUUCAUGAGGUGGAAUCACAUAAUGAGCCUAUGGAAGUCCAGCUCCAAAAUAAUGCUGAAGCCCAACCUUCUGAGAUGCCUGUUCCGUCUGAGAGGGAAUCACACAAUGAAACUAUGGAAGUCCAACCCCAAAUAACUGCUGAAGCCCAGCCUUCUGAGAUGCCUGUUCCGUCUGAGAGGGAACCACACAAUGAAACUAUGGAAGUCCAACCCCAAAUAACUGCUGAAGCCCGACCUUCUGAGAUGCCUGUUCCGUCUGAGAGGGAAUCACACAAUGAAACUAUGGAAGUCCAACCCCAAAUAACUGCUGAAGCCCAACCUUCUGAGAUGCCUGUUCCGUCUGAGAGGGAAUCACACAAUGAAACUAUGGAAGUCCAACCCCAAAUAACUGCUGAAGCCCAACCUUCUGAGAUACCUCUUCAGUUGGAGAGUGAUCAGUCUGGAGUUGACUUUGGAUCUCAUGAUAUUGACGCUCAUGGGCGUGCAAAUAUUAUAUCAAACAUGAAGGAGCUUAGCGGUUCUCAAAAUGCUGAAAUGAACAAUGCUGGGGGGAUUUUUGAGAUUUCUGAAACAGAGAAUUACUCUGUUGGGCCUACAAAUAUUAUAUCAGAUGUAAAUGAGCUUGGUAGUUCUCAAAAUGCUGAAAUGAACAAUGCUGGACGAAUUUUCGAGACUUCUGAAGCAGAAAAUUACUCUAUUGUGCAUUCAAAUAUUAUAUCAGAUGUAAAUGAGCUUGGUGGUUCUCAAAAUGCUGAAAUGAACAAUGCUGGACGAAAUUUCGAGACUUCUGAAGCAGAAAAUUACUCUAUUGUUCAUUCAAAUAUUAUAUCAGACGGAAAUGAGCUUGGUAGUUCUCAAAAUGCUGAAAUGAGCAAUUCUGGUGGAAAUUUUGAGACUUUUGAAUCAGAGAAUUACUCUGUUGUCCCUGGGCAUGAAACUUUAUCACUAACUGAAGUUUUUGAAAAUGAGCUAUGUAUGCCAAAAGAUUUUGAUGCAUCGCAGCCUCUCAUGGAUAAAACGGAUGAUGGUGCUGGUUCUAUCCAAACAAAUGUGCUGGAGAUUCCAACUUCCGAGAAAAUGAAUACAUCUACUAUUCUAGAAAAUGAGUUUGUGGAUGAUCAACAUGAUAGAAACAAUGCAGAUGCUAUUGAAAUUGCAGAGCAUGACAUGGAAAUUGGAACACGAGUUGAAACAGAUGGCUUGGAAGCUGAUAAUUUACAUGCAUCCUUGGUUCUUGGCUCUAAGGAAGCUAGUGAAUAUACUGACAACCAGGUAUCCUUCCAUGGAGACCUACCUAUGGAGGAAAAUGGGAACAACAUGCUAGAAGGCUUAAAUGAGGAUCUAGUUGUUUCUUCUGGCUUGGGAUGUGAUGACAAGGAUGCAAAGGCUGGCGGCUUAUUUAGUGAAAAUAUUGAAGUAGAUUGUUUACAUUCUGUAGCACCUGAGGAUGUAAAAGAAGGUUCUAAUGAUGAGGAAAACUCAGUCUUUCAAGAAGCUGCAUUACAAAAUACAAUGUAUCCUGAUGUCUCAGCUAUUAGGAGUCCUUCUGUGGAUCAGAAUGAUGAAGACGAUAUGGUCGACAAUGAUACAGGAUUUUUGAAUGUUGGAGAUGAUGAGAUAAUUGAUGACGAUGAUGACGAUGCUGAUGGUUUUGCACCGGGUGCUGAAGGAACACAGCUAGAAAAUAGUGGAUGGUCUUCUCGAACCAGGGCUGUUGCGAAGUAUCUUCAGACCUUGUUUGAUAAGGAGGAUCUACAUGGAAGGCAGAGCCUGCAUCUUGACAAAAUAUUGGUGGGUAAAACACGGAAAGAAGCAUCAAGGAUGUUUUUUGAAACACUGGUUCUCAAGACAAGGGAUUAUAUUGAUGUAGAACAGACAAAACCCUUUGCCAAUAUUAACUUACAACCUCGAGGGAAGCUUAUGAAGACAGAUUUCUGAAACCUCACCUAGGAGUGGCUGAUAUAGAGGUAAAGAUCCACGCGGUGAUAGCUUGGAUUGAAUCUGCAGGGUUGGGAUAAUCUUUUCAACAUCACUCCCCUAUUUUAGUUAUGGUUUUUCAUUAAAAUAUAUUUUUUUGGGGAUAGAAUUUAGCCGAUUAAUUUUACCUCUUGAAUGGUUGGGGGUUGAAGUGUCUCAUGUAUCAUUUCAUCCUAUUGAUUAUUCUAGGUUUUAAUGUAUAUUAUUGUAAAAAUAUAUCACCAUUUGUAGCUUACUGGUGCUAAUAUGUAAUGUGUUUAAAAACACAUCCCUCCAUGCAAGAAUUCAGUUUUAUCUAGGCUUCUAGUUUCUUUUACUGAAAGUGCGUUGUACCUUAUAUACCAGUUGGUGGAUACGGAUCAUCAUGUCUUACCCAUGUAUUUGUAUAGUAUAACCGUGUAGUUUGUUAUUAUACUCUGUAUACUUUAUAAAGGCAAUUAACGUAGUAUUGUGUUGCCCUCAA